GAGAUGGGAUAAUAAUUAUCCUAUCUCUAUGGGGAGGUCCUAGGGGUCAUAGGGGUCCUAGGGUCUGGUUUUUUCAGUAUGCCACUUACAGGGUCCCCACUUCUAUAUGUACUCAUUAUUCGUACAUAAUCAUUCUUCGUACAUAAAAAUGGUACACUGCAAGGCCAUACGCCUAAACCGUCGCCUGGUGAUAACCGAUGUCCCAACAGCGGACGACUUCAACGUUGUUGAUUGCAAUGAAAACGAGGAACUGGAAGAUGGUGAAGUUCUUAUCAAGACGCUUUUUCUUUCUGUCGAUCCCUACAUGAAAUUUAGAAUGAUAGAAGGGGAUUCUACAUACGCGUAUUUGAAACCUUGGGAAGUUGGCGGCAUAUGCGAUGGGGGCGGUGUUGGUGUGGUCAUAGCAAGCAGGUUUGCAGGUUUAUCAAAGAACGAUCUUGUGGAAUCUUUUCAUUUCAAAUGGCAAACUAUUUUCAAGACUGACGGAAAGUUUGUCAACAAGAUAGAGAAUGAUGUUGUUAAAUCAAAUGCAUCCCAGUGUCUUGGUCUUUUUGGCAUCACAGGACUAACAUCCCUGCUUGGUUUAAAACAUUUCGGAAACAUUAAACAAGGAAAAAGCCAGACUAUUGUCAUCAGUGGUGCAGCAGGAGCAUGUGGGUCAGCUGCUGGUCAGAUUGCAAGGAUAUUUGGUGCUACAAACGUUGUUGGUAUAUGUGGUUCAGAAGCAAAGUGUAGAUAUUUAACAGAGGAUCUUGGCUUCAAUGCUGCUGUCAACUACAAAACAGAAAAUGUGGCAGCCUCCUUGAAAAAAGCUUGCCCUGGUGGUGUUGACACUUAUUUUGAUAACGUUGGAGGAAACAUUAGUAAUGAUGUCAUCAGGCUGAUGAAUGAAGAUUCUCAUAUUGUUUUAUGUGGUCAGAUAUCAACUUACAACAAAGAGCUUGAAUAUCCUCCCCCCAUACCUGCUGAAAUUAGAGAGAUCCUAAAAUCAAGAAAGAUUACAAGGGAAAGAUUUUUGGUCCUUAAUCAUUCAGCUGAAUGGAAAGAAAGCUUGGAUAUUCUAACAAGUUGGUACCAAGAUGGCAGCAUCAAAUCUCGUGAGACAAUUACUGAAGGGAUUGAAAAUAUUGGACAUGCUCUUGUGUCAGUGAUGACCGGAGGAAACAUAGGGAAACAAGUAGUCAGAGUAGCAUAGAUUCUAAGGUGUUGUACAGGCAAUUCAGCUAACAAGCUUUGGUCAGUGCAAUUUUAGUGGUCUGUUGUGUCUAAAUGAAUAAUAAGAUGUGGAUAGAAGCAACACGAAUGUUUUUGCAAACGCGCCCUUUAGAGUAGCUCAAAUUCAUUUAUGCCAUUAAAAUGUUUUGCUAUUUUUUGAGGCAUAAUAAUGUUACUUCUAAUAAGCUCCAAUUUAAAACGGAGUUCAUUACUUUAUGAGAUAAGAUAGAUACACUGGCAACAAAUAUUCACUGACAGAAGUUUACCACUCCAGUAGAAAGGCUUUAUUUUUUAAAAUACGAUCUUUUUUCGUAAAAACGAUCUCGAUGUUAUAAUUUUUGGAAUGAUUCGAAGCUCGGAUGUUCUUAUUUCUGUAACAUUGGUUUUCCUGCAUUUUUAGAAUCAAUUAAAUUGAUUUAAAAACAAUUAAUAACGGUCAUUAAAAACAAUUAAAAACUUUGCAGGUCAUUUUUAGCACACGAUUGAUCGCAUGAUAAAAUCUUCUCUUUUUUCUAUUUUGGUAACAUGUAUUUUUUUAAAGAUACACUGUUUUUCCUUCUAAUUUUCCAUCAGAAGCAGGGCAAGUUGUUUUUUCUUGGCACGUUGUUCAUAUUUUUUUAAAAAAAAAAUUGAGAGUGUUCUUUUAAAUUGCGUUCUUAUGAAAAUCAUUCUAACUGUAAUUUCAAGGUACUAAACCUUUCAUAACUUUGAAAGAUAAAGUGAUUGUUUUGUC
This is a messenger RNA of Rhopilema esculentum, 1948 nucleotides long. Its product is annotated as prostaglandin reductase 2. The record is from RefSeq and is a predicted model, not a curated record. NCBI's taxonomy places the organism in Eukaryota, Metazoa, Cnidaria, Scyphozoa, Rhizostomeae, Rhizostomatidae. Gene Ontology annotation, biological process: prostaglandin metabolic process. Gene Ontology annotation, molecular function: 15-oxoprostaglandin 13-reductase [NAD(P)+] activity.